CUGGAGAAGGGGCGGUGGAUUUGUUCUCUCCAAACACUCUACCUUUCACUUCCUCUGUGGAUUUUCUUUUCUUUUGAUUAACUGGAAAGCCGGCUUGGACACAGUGAGCUGUGAGAUCAUAUGUUACCAGGCAGGACACCUCAGUGUUCUACAGAGUCCUAAAAUGUUACUGUAACAAUAUGGAUAAAGCCUGACCUUACAAUACGCAGCACCUUAACUUAUAGCCUGAAACAGGACUUUUAACUGAACUUUUAUCCAUCUGGUGUUUCUGGCCCAAGGGGGUAAAAUAAACAUGUUCUACAUUGAAUCCGUCUGCAUGGAUCCUCCAGGAUUAGAAGGGUUACUUGAAUUUGGGGAUGGAAUAAGAGAUAAAACUUUAAGGUGAAAACCUGAGGGCUUGUCGUUGGCUUUCUUGGGGGUGGUGCUGAAGGACAGCGGCAGAAGCUCGGACUCAGAGAUGAACUUUGAAAGGAAUUCCUUUAUCCUGAAUGUUGGGGGUGCCAGAUAUUCCUUCUCCGAAGAUGUGAUCAAGGAUUUCCCUCUGCGAAGGGUCAGCAGACUUCACAACUGCUCCUCUGAGAAGGAUGUUUUGGAGGUCUGUGAUGACUACGACCAGGAGAGCAAUGAGUAUUUCUUUGAUAGGCACUCGGAGGCAUUUGGCUUUAUCAUGAUGUACGUGAAGUAUGGGAAACUUCGAUUUGUGCCCCAGAUGUGUGAGCUGUCCUUCUACAAUGAGAUGAUUUACUGGGGCUUGGAGAGUUCCAAUUUGGAAUACUGCUGUCAGAGAAGGCUUGAUGACCGCAUGUCUGAUACAUACACUUACCUGUCUGAUGAGAGCAAGCCGGAUGAGAGCACCAACAAGGAUGAGGUGAAAGAAAGUCCAGAAGACAAAAAGUGGCUUGAACGCAUGAGAUUGACUUUUGAAGAGCCAACCUCGUCAUUAGCAGCUCAGAUUCUGGCCGUGGUGUCUAUCCUGUUUGUCAUUGUGUCCAUGGUCGUACUGUGUGCUAGCACCUUGCCUGACUGGAAGACAGCAGAGAACAGGAGCGUGGAGGAGCACAGGUAUACAGCCAGUCUGUGGGAACCAUCGGGAAUAAUUGAAGCGAUCUGCAUAGGAUGGUUCACAGCAGAAUGCAUCGUGAGAUUCAUUGUUUCCAAGAAUAAAUGUGAAUUUGUGAAAAGACCAUUAAAUAUCAUUGACCUGUUGGCGAUCACUCCUUAUUACGUGUCUGUUCUCAUGACCGUUCUCACUGGAGAGAACCCACAGCUGCAGAGGGCCGGAGUCACGCUUAGGGUUCUGAGGAUGAUGAGAAUAUUUUGGGUAAUUAAGCUUGCAAGACACUUUAUUGGCCUACAGACACUUGGAUUAACUCUUAAAAGGUGUUACAGAGAAAUGGUCAUGUUGCUUGUAUUUAUUUGUGUGGCCAUGGCAAUUUUUGGUGCACUCGCUCAGCUCCUUGAACAUGGAUUGGACCUUGAAACAAAAAACGAGGAUUAUUCGAGCAUCCCAGCAGCUUGCUGGUGGGUGAUCAUUUCAAUGACUACAGUAGGUUACGGCGACAUGUAUCCAAUCUCUGUCCCUGGCCGGAUACUCGGAGGACUCUGUGUAGUCAGUGGUAUUGUUCUCUUGGCACUUCCUAUAACUUUUAUUUAUCACAGUUUUGUGCAGUGUUAUCAUGAACUGAAGUUUAAAUCGGCCAGGUAUGGCAGAACACUGUCAAACGAAUACUUAAAUUAAUGCUUCAGAGAUUUGACAGACAUUUGUUUUAUUUAUUUAUUUUUUAUUUUAUUUAUUUUUUACUUAAAAUCUGCACUACAAAGAACUAUACUUAGAUGUGAAUGCUGUAUCACAGUGUCACUGCAGGAAAAAACAAACAAAAAAAACUGAACCCAAAAGCUCUUUACUAUUUAAAAAAAAAUAAAAAAAAAUUACUUAAUUUGAGUUGACAACAGACUGAAAAAUUUUUAGCAGAAGUAGCAGAAUGGCAGAAAAAGAUCUAUACUUUUUGUAUUGUUUAAGUUAGAUAUUUUAAACUAUAUUUUGCAAUUUAGUGGCAAACUCAUCACAACUUACAGUGGUACAGAAAUAUUUUAUAAAUCCCUAUACUUAGGGGGCAACCUUGUCAUGUACCGGUAAUUGACUCUAAAAUGAUAAAGAUUAAAUGCCGUAAUAUGAUUUAUGGCCUGUUAUUAAUUCUUUGACACAACGACCAUUGCCAAAGGGUUCAUCCACAUUUGGAAUGUUAAAUGCCCAUAGACUUAAAUAAUUACUUGAUAGAUUUAUUAGAUGAUGAAGGAGCAUUUGUAAUACAUGCAGCACAAUUAUUUUUCUGGACAUCAGAAAAAGGAAGAAAAGCCGACAACUGAUCAUUAAUAUCAGCUCACAAAGUAGUUACUCAAAGUGAAUUUCAAAUUUAAGGCUAAAAUAUUUAAAUUGGAAAAAAUCUCUAAAUCUUGCUUUACUUUCGCCUACUUAGGCCUAACAUUUUAAAUUUACUUUGAAUUCACUUUGAAUUCUCCCUUUAAUAAAUAACUCUGCAAAUGAAAUGGUGAAAGCUAAAUAAAAUAAUAUUGCCCUGGAUUUUAAUGACAUACAUCCACGUUUUCUGAAAACUAACUGCGCAGGUAAAUUUUCUCAGCAUUGGGAAGCAUUUUUUGUAGUUUAAAAAGUUUGUUUUUAGGAACUUGGGUUAUUCACUACAAAGUGAGUUUUGGUGAACUGGCAAACAGUUUGGAAAACUCAAAUUAACAACAAACUCUUGAAUUGGAAAAAAAUUUUUACCGGUUGGUUAUUUAGGUUAAUUUUGCAACUCUCUACAACUAACUGAUCAGUAUAUAAAUCCCUCAAAUAAAUGUAAUUACAACUCUAUUCAAGCCAUGGUACGUCUAAAUACUACAUUUGAUAAUUAUUAG
Messenger RNA from Pelobates fuscus (common spadefoot toad), 2913 nucleotides. It is a transcript of the gene KCNG3, whose product is annotated as potassium voltage-gated channel modifier subfamily G member 3. The coding region runs from base 458 to 1738 and encodes 426 amino acids. NCBI's taxonomy places the organism in Eukaryota, Metazoa, Chordata, Amphibia, Anura, Pelobatidae. Gene Ontology annotation, cellular component: membrane; voltage-gated potassium channel complex. The record is from RefSeq and is a predicted model, not a curated record. The transcript is spliced from 2 exons. Gene Ontology annotation, biological process: potassium ion transmembrane transport; protein homooligomerization. Gene Ontology annotation, molecular function: delayed rectifier potassium channel activity.